AGGUACUCCUUCCCGGAGCGAGGAUAGUCGUCCUCACUUCCGGGUGCUUGCGGAUGGGCAGGCGGGGGGCCGAGGUCGACCGCCAGAACGCAGAUUCCUCUGACCCCAGGUCUUCCACCUCCAGCGGCCAUCUGGCGACCGUUGGAAAGGAGCGGGCGGCCUCAAAACAACUGCCGCGUACUCUCCACUUGCAGGCCGUAAACCCCACCCCUGAAGGCCCGGCAGCGUCUCCGCGGCGAGGAGCCGCGAAGUGCGGCUGCGCAAGGGUGACGGAGCGCGGGCGACGGGGAGGGGGUGUUUUGGUUCUAGCCGCUCGCCGUCCUUUCAGACUCGUUCGUCUGAAAGCUUCUCGUUCCUUCCUCCCCUGUCCCUUCCCUUUCCCUUUCCCGGCCCCAGUCCUCCCUCCCUCCUUUCCCUUUGCCUGCCUUCCCGGGUCCGGGCCAUUUUCCGGGCCAGGCGCACAAAAGUGCGCGGCCCCGGGGCCCAGUAUAUGACCCGCUCUCUUGCUAACCCUCGCUACCCCCGCCCCAUGUGGCUGCGGGGCCGCUGCGGCGCUGCCCACUAUGGCCCGGAAAGCAGUUAGCAGGAAGCGGAAAGCGCCCGCCUCGCCAGGAGCUGGGAGCGACGCUCAGUGCCCGCAGUUUGGCUGGGAUCACUCACUUCACAAAAGGAAAAGACUCCCCCCAGUGAAGAGAUCCUUAGUGUACUACCUGAAGAAUCGAGAAGUCAGGCUUCAGAAUGAAACCAGCUAUACUCGAGUGUUGCAUGGCUAUGCAGCACAGCAACUUCCCAGUCUCCUGAAGGAGAGAGAGUUUCACCUUGGGACCCUUAAUAAAGUGUUUGCAUCUCAGUGGCUGAAUCAUAGGCAAGUGGUGUGUGGCACAAAAUGCAAUACGCUCUUUGUGGUGGACGUGCAGACAAGCCAGAUCACCAAGAUUCCCAUUCUGAAGGACCGGGAGCCUGGAGGUGUGACCCAGCAGGGCUGUGGCAUCCAUGCCAUCGAGCUGAAUCCCUCUAGAACUCUGUUAGCCACUGGAGGAGACAACCCCAACAGUCUUGCCAUCUACCGGCUACCUACACUAGAUCCUGUGUGUGUGGGUGAUGAUGGACACAAGGACUGGAUCUUUUCCAUUGCAUGGAUCAGUGAUACUAUGGCGGUGUCUGGCUCACGUGAUGGCUCUAUGGGACUCUGGGAGGUGACAGACGAUGUGUUGACCAAAAGUGAUGCAAGGCACAAUGUGUCGCGGGUCCCUGUGUAUGCUCACAUUACUCACAAGGCCUUAAAGGACAUUCCCAAGGAGGACACAAACCCUGACAACUGCAAGGUCCGGGCUCUGGCCUUCAACAACAAGAACAAGGAACUGGGAGCAGUAUCUCUGGAUGGUUAUUUUCAUCUCUGGAAGGCUGAAAAUACACUGGCUAAGCUCCUCUCCACCAAACUACCGUAUUGCCGUGAGAAUGUGUGCCUGGCCUAUGGUAGUGAAUGGUCAGUAUAUGCAGUGGGCUCCCAAGCUCAUGUCUCCUUCUUGGAUCCACGGCAGCCAUCAUACAACGUCAAGUCUGUUUGCUCCAGGGAGCGAGGCAGUGGGAUCCGGUCAGUGAGCUUUUAUGAGCACAUCAUCACUGUGGGCACAGGGCAGGGUUCCCUGCUGUUCUAUGACAUCCGAGCUCAGAGAUUCCUGGAAGAGAGGCUCUCAGCUUGUUACGGGUCCAAGCCCAGACUAGCAGGGGAGAAUCUUAAAUUAACUACUGGCAGAGGCUGGCUGAAUCAUGAUGAAACCUGGAGGAAUUACUUUUCGGACAUUGAUUUCUUCCCCAAUGCUGUUUACACCCACUGCUAUGACUCGUCCGGAACGAAACUCUUUGUGGCAGGAGGACCGCUCCCUUCAGGGCUCCAUGGAAACUAUGCCGGGCUCUGGAGUUAAUGACAACUAACUCACUCCCAAAAUGCAGAGAUUUACACUAACUUCCAUCCUUCGUUUUCUUGUUUCUUUUGAUUUCUUCCAACUGUGUGAGGCCCUCAUUUUAGUGGGAACACGAGAGUUUGCCUAUGGCUUAGGCACUUGACAGGAAGCCCUGUACAGAAAUCUGAAGUGUUUUGUUGUUGGUUUUUUUCUUUUGCUUUUGGUAAUCCGAAUUUUCCUGUCUUUUUUCUUUCUGGCUUCUCAACCAAACAUUGUUAAUUCUUAUUUUUUCUUUAAGUGACACACACUCUCCCCUUUCGCUUCUUUAGGCUGGCAUACUCAUUCUCACCCUUACUUCAUUCUUGAGAGGUAGGGCUCCUUUAUAAUUAUGUGGUUGCUGUCAGACUUUCUGUGAAAGUUUGGGGGCUGUGUGUGUGUGUGUGUGUGUGUGUGUGUGUGUGAGAGAGAGAGAGAGAGAGAGAGAACUUGGGUGCCUGCAAACACCGUGUGUUGCUGAAAUUACCUGGAGUAAGAAUUACUUGUAAUUAAAAUAUUUAUAUAAAAAAAACAACUUUAUUCACAGAGUCAGCUUUGGGACUAGUCUUUAUCUUGUUUUUUAAAAGUCUAACAGCACUGAUUAUAGGAAGUAAAAACAGAAAGAAAAACAAUCACCACCAGGAAAACCCUUUGAAUCAGAUUGCAGGCUUCCUAGUGACGCUCAUCCCAGGACUCCGGAAUGAUCCGUCCCCUACCCAACUUCCCAACUUUGUGUUCCCCAGGUGAGAAUACUUCUGUGUGUCAUUUCCACUUUAAUUUCCCAUCUGCUUAGCCAGUGGCCACUCCCUUAAAAUAUCAGGGUCUCCAUCCGGAUGCAGUUCUGGAGGCUGCAGAAGGCUUGGUAGAGCUUGGUAUACCGAGAAUCCCCAUCCCAGCCUUCCUUUUCCUUCUUCAAACAAGACCUGGUCUGGUAUCUCAGGGGCCCGGAGCAGGGGGGCCUUAAGUCUGCUAAGAUCCACAUACUCAGUCCCCUUGGCUUUGGGGAGAAACUUCUCCUCUGCCUUCCUUCUCAUCUCCCCAGUGGGUUUUGCUUUGCUUUUCUAAAUUGGCUUCAGUCCGGGGGGGGGGGGGGGGAUAAGCAGGGGGUUUAUCUGUGUGUCGCGAGUGCUUCGUGUGUGGACUGUUCGUUUCCUUCCUAGUGGGGCUGGAGUUGAAGCCGCCUCCCGUUUUGUUGGCUCAGCCCUGGGAUGGUGAUGGGCGGCCUAUAGCCAGCAGCACUGCGCAUGUAAAGGCAUUGAUGUGACUAGUAAUUUGUUCCUCCCUCGAACUGUGUUUAGUCUGAGGUUUUGAAACUUGCAGGCAACUGAUUGACCAUGACGUCCAGUUAUUCCUUGCUUUUUACGCAUCAUGUUGCAGAUAGCAGCUGCUCCCACCCCCAGAUUCCUCCUCCAUUCUAAGCAGAUACUCUGCUUCUGUCAACAGCCCAUCCCGGGGAAAGGAAAAGUCAUAUUAUUCUUGCACUCUAGUUUCUAAAUUGCUCGCCCAGUUAUCCCCCUCUGCUCUGGGUCUAAGUGGGGAGAUUGAAAAAAAGAGUGCCUUCUCCUUGAUAAUGGGGGCUGGUGGGGAAGGGAGACAGCAACCCACCCUAUCUUGGUGAUACACCAGGUGCACACCACAGGUUCUAGAAUUCUCAUCUUCUAACCUAGAGAAAUAGGUGCUAUAAACAGGGAAUUAAGUAAAAUGCUGGAUACUAUAGAUCUUUUAAUUGUCUUAAUUUUUUUUCUAUUAUUAAACUACAAGCUGUAGAUUUCUUAGUUCUCACAGAACUUCUAUCAUUUUAAACCAACUUGUAUAUUAAAAAAAAAAAGAUCUUAAGUAGGAUGUUUUGUACUGUUGCCAGACCCUCUUCUGUGAUGGGUAAUAUGUUUGAUUGUUUGAGAUUUUGUUUUUAAAAAUGUAGCACUUGACUUUUUGCCAAGUAAAAAAAAUAAAUAAAUAUUAUUCCA
This is a messenger RNA of Mirounga angustirostris (Northern elephant seal), 3907 nucleotides long. RefSeq names its product DDB1 and CUL4 associated factor 12 (gene DCAF12). The record is from RefSeq and is a predicted model, not a curated record. Gene Ontology annotation, molecular function: protein binding. NCBI's taxonomy places the organism in Eukaryota, Metazoa, Chordata, Mammalia, Carnivora, Phocidae. Gene Ontology annotation, cellular component: Cul4-RING E3 ubiquitin ligase complex. The transcript is spliced from 9 exons. Bases 564 to 1925 code for a protein of 453 amino acids.